Molecule: messenger RNA, 4215 nt
Organism: Erpetoichthys calabaricus (reedfish)
Lineage: Eukaryota; Metazoa; Chordata; Cladistia; Polypteriformes; Polypteridae
Gene: nabp2
Product: nucleic acid binding protein 2
Exons: 7
Coding region: 412-1014 (200 amino acids)
Biological process (GO): double-strand break repair via homologous recombination; response to ionizing radiation; mitotic cell cycle checkpoint signaling
Cellular component (GO): SOSS complex
Molecular function (GO): DNA binding
Source: RefSeq, a predicted model, not a curated record
UCGCCGUUUCUCUUUCUCAGCAGCCAUGACGUCACGGUUAGCAUUGAUUGGACAAAACCGGAUCAAUCCACGCGGGUCAAGGGUUACACACGGAAGAAGUGGCUAAAAAAACUUAAAAUACACAUACAGACGGACGAUUCUAACAAAUUCGGAACAUUUUGUUGGUCAAAGAAAACAACGAGAAUGUUGUAAAAGAAACCUAUUCAAAAACAAAUAGGGUGGGCGAAAAAUCGGAGAGACGGACUGUGUUGUCGUGUUGUGAUCGCCGGUCCACGGAGCUUCACUCUAUCUGUCGGCAUCACUAUUUUCAGGCUGUACAUUUCUUUUGGGCACCGGAUUAAACUGCCGCCGCUCUCGCUGAAACAAAGGAUUUGCCCCACUGGUCACCCUAGAACAACUUACUUGUCCAAUAUGACAACUGAAACCCAUGUUAAGGACAUCAAACCUGGGCUUAAGAACCUAAAUGUGCUCUUCAUAGUCCUUGAAACAGGUCGUGUCACCAAAACCAAGGAUGGCCAUGAGGUGCGCACAUGCAAAGUGGCAGACAAAACAGGCAGCAUCAGCAUUUCGGUAUGGGAUGAAGUGGGCAGUCUGAUCCAAGCAGGAGACAUCAUCCGGCUUACAAAGGGGUACGCAUCAGUGUUCAAAGGCUGCCUGACACUUUACACAGGCCGAGGAGGGGAACUCCAGAAGGUUGGAGAGUUUUGCAUGGUGUACUCAGAGGUACCAAAUUUUAGUGAGCCCAACCCAGAAUACCUUGCCCAGGUGAACAAAACGCCUGCAAAUGACCAAGGAGGCUCAUCCAAUCAAAACAACGGCACAGCAGCAGCAAAUCCAGGAAACAAUGAAACAUCCAAUGGAAAUGGAGUCAGUGGGCCAGUCCCAGGAAACUCCACUGGUCAAGCACAAGGGGUCAGGAAUAAUGGGAGAGGCUCUUCCAAUCACCAGACUGGAGCCACAGCGGCAACAGCCGUCAGCAACGGGAAAGAGACUCGACGCACUGCUAAAAGAUGAUCCGCUGCUCCAGAGGGACUUUAUUUCUUUUUUUCCUUGACUAGUCCAGUAUUGGAGGUUGGAGGCGUCCAUAUGAAUCCCAGUCUGCAGGGACAGCAUUUUGGUAAAGUCCUUUGGACUUUUUUUUUUUUAACAUACAUAAUAAUUUCAGUUUUUCUAACUGCCUCAUUUAAAAGGCAUCUAACACUCCCAACACUGGAUUAUUUUCCUCUUCUGUGAUGUCCAAUGAGACGCCUGCACUGUACUCACUGGAGAGUAAGGGGAUACAUCUCCACUGUUCUCUCUCAUUUUAUUUCAGAGCUGUAACACAAACGAUAGGACAGCGAUCAGCAACAUAGCCUUGAUCUUCCGUAGUGCUGGAGUCUGAGUGCCGUAUCAAGACCUUAGAAAAUGAAUGCAUUGCACUUGUCAUUUACUUAGAGCAUUUAUUGUAUAGUUAAAAUAAAGCUGAAAAUUGCACUCAGUGAAACACAAAGGCCAUAUAACGUAUGAAUUCAAAUCUUCAUAUAUCUGCAUUGUUACUUUUUCUUUUUAAUUACGAUCUCCUAUUCUUUGUCAUAUUCAGUGCCUAUAAAAAGUGUUUGCCCUCUUGGAAGUUUUCACGUUAUUAUAAUACAACAUUGAAUCCCAGUGGAUUUAAUUUGGCUUUUUUUGACAAUGAUCAGCAGAGAAAGACUCUUUAAUGUCAAAGUGAACACAGGUCUCUGCAGAGUAGUCUUAAUUAAUUACAAAUAUAAACCAUAAAAGUAUUCUCCUCCUUCAUGUCAGUAUUUAGGUAGUCAUGACAGCCUUGUUUGUGUGCACAGAUCUGUUUCUAUCAGCUCUGCCAUUUUUCUCCAUUCUUUUUUACAAAACUGCUCAAGCUCUGUCAGGUGUCAUGGGGAACACAAGUGAACAGCUUUUCUCAAGUCCAGCCACAAACUCUCUAUGGGAUUGAGAUCUGGACUCUGACUUGUUCACUCCGGGACAUCUACAUUGUUGUUUUAACAACCCACAAAAAUAUAACUGGUGCGGCCCAUUUCUUUUUAGAAGUCUCGUCAUAAGUUCAGCAGAGAUAACCUGUCUGGAGUUUUCAGUUCAUUGUAAGGAACAACUUCUGAUGAGUCAGUAUGGUGGCCUAAGCUACACAAUGAAGAGAAACAAACACAACAAGCAACUCCAUGAAAAACACAAGCCAGGCAAAGGGGACAAGAAAAUCUUGAAGUCACUGAAUAUCCACUUAAACACAAAGAAAUGGAAAGGGUAUGGCAGGGCUGGAAAUCUGUUAGAGAAAGCCAUCGCCAAAAACCAAAGAAGACGAGUGAGGGAGGUCACCAAGAGACCUAUGACGACUCUGGAGAAGUCACAAGCUACAGUGGCUGUGCAGGCAACAAUCGUACACAGGUGCUUCACCAGCCACAGAUUUAUGGGAGAGUGGCAAAGUGAAAAAAUCAUGCUGGACAUCUUGGCUAGAGUUUGACAGAAGGCACAAGGGGGACUCCGGUGUAAGAUGGAAGAAGCUUCUGCAGUCUGAUGAGACCAAAAUUGAGCUUGUUGGCCAUCAGAUUAAAUGCCAUGUUACGCUGUAGAUUAUCACAAACACACCAUUCCCACCGGAAGGCAUAGUGGUGGUGGCAUCAGGCUGUCGGUAUGCUUCUCCGCACCAGGCUUGUGAGGGAAAAAUGAAUGAAGAAAACUACAGGAAAAUCUUAGAGAAAACCUGAUGUGGUCCUCAGGAAUCCUGCACCUUGGGAGAAGACAAUAAAUCCAAGCAUAAAGCCAAAGCUACAAAGGAAUGGCUACAGAACAACAGAGUGGCAGAGUCAGAGUGUAGAUCUCAAUCCAACUUAGAAUUUGUGGCUGGACUUGACAAAGGCUGUUCACUCACAAUUACCAUAGCACAUGACAGGGCUUUAGCAGUUUUGUAAAGAAGAAUUAGGAAAACGGGAGAGCUGAUUGAGAGAUACUUGUGCACACAGACUCAAGGCUUUUAUGGCUGACACUGACUUGAAGGGGAUGAAUACUUAUUUAGUGUUUCACAUUUGUAAGUAAUUUAGACCACUUUGCAGACAUCUGUUUGUACUUUGGCAAUAACCUAUUGGUGUUAAUCCUGAUUAUGAACAUGCUUGGAAUUCUAUGUAAAUACGGUUAUUCCUGGGUCAGACUCAGAGUGUCGUGUAAUGACCUGCUUUACAGCAUUAAGCUCGAAUAACGCUCAGCACAGUACACUUCUGCCAUCUAGUGGAUGAAAUAACAUCAUGCUGCAAAAAAAAUCAUGUACAUUUCUAUGCAUACUGCCACACUACACUAACUCAUCAAUAUUCAUGAGUGGGGUGGAGCCUUCGCCCAAAACACGAUGGCAUGUAAACAAGAAGUUGUAAAGCCAAGCUAAAACUGAACCAUUAAUUGAAUCAAGUGACCAUGAUGACUAUGUGAAAUGGUCAUCAGUGAAACUAAUGCAUUCGGACCUGUACAACUGAACUGCUGUGAUAUGCCUGGAGAAUCUGGUUGCCUGAAGGUUUACUGUGGUGUAAGUAGAUGCUUGAUAAAAAGGUAAAAUAAUUGCGGUUGACUAGAGAAACAACAAAGACUUUAGCCUCCUAAGUACUGGUCACAGUGCAGAAGCUGUCAGUGCUCAUGCUAAGGGAAAUGUGGAAGUCACUAAGCCUGGCACUGUGGUACCCUCCAAUAACACAAGGGGCAGCAUCCAUCAUGUGGUUCAAGCAUUGACAUUCAAGCAACAGAAAAACAAAUAUAAGAAAAGUGUGCAAAGAAACGGACUUGUACUGGCCCGAUUGUGACGUUGGGCUGCACGUUAGUGUCUGUUUCAAAGCACAUCACAUGAAGGACAUGCACUAAAUCUUCAUCAGUACAGCAGUGGACACUUGACAGAUCUCUUCUACUGUAUUUAUGUUGACAUUUUUGUAUUUACAUGUUUUUGUUACACGUAAUGACAUUUUUUUCUAGUUGAAAAAAAUGGAAUGUUUUUGACUCAUUUUUACUUUCUCGUAUAAAAAGUAUAGGGAAAAUAUUGUAAUCAUCCAAAGAUUCAGUGUUGAGAUUUUGAUGAAUCUCGAUGUUUAGACCUCCCUGACUUUUCCGUAUACAAAGUAUAGGAAAGUAUUGGAAUCCUCCAAAAAUUCCAUUUUGAGAUUUUGAUGAAUCUCAAUGUUUUAGACCUCCCUGAGUCUGAAAAUACCAUUUCUGGAAAUACAUGUGUGU